Molecule: messenger RNA, 7213 nt
Organism: Calypte anna (Anna's hummingbird)
Lineage: Eukaryota; Metazoa; Chordata; Aves; Apodiformes; Trochilidae
Gene: DPY19L4
Product: dpy-19 like 4
Exons: 19
Coding region: 159-2450 (763 amino acids)
Cellular component (GO): nuclear inner membrane
Molecular function (GO): mannosyltransferase activity
Source: RefSeq, a predicted model, not a curated record
CCCGGGUCCUGCCGUCCGCCUGCGCCUCGGUACGCCGCCGCUGCGCUCCGACCUGCCCCCUCACUCUGCCACCACAGUUCCGCCGGAGAAGGCACCCGACGACGGAACGGCAGGAAGCGAGGGGCCGCUCUGCUCCGCUCCGCUCCGCUCGCCGUGUGAUGCGAGAGCGCUCCCGCCCCCGGGGCCGACGAGAGGCGGGUGACGGCGGCAGGAGCGCGGGCGGGGCGGUGUCGCCCCGGAGGGAGCGGCGAGAGUCCCCGGCGGCGGGCGGCGGCCGCGGGCUGGAGAUGGAGGAAGGGGCAGCAGACCUGCGACAGAGAAAGAAGCAACACUGCACAGAAUCUGACAAAAUGGCUCCAGAGGAAAGAAACAAAGAAAUCUCAAAGCUGGGAAGAUCGCCAAAAUAUUUGUUAAUUCAGCGUUUUGCGAAGCUUUUCUUCGGCUGUCUCGCAGCAGUCACGAGUGGAAUGAUGUAUGCUGUGUACCUCUCAACAUAUCAUGAAAGGAAAUUCUGGUUUUCCAGCAGGCAGGAACUUGAACGAGAAAUUACAUUUCAGGGUGACAGCGCCAUUUAUUACUCAUUCUAUAAAGAACUGCUAAAGGCUCCUUCCUUUGAAAGAGGUGUUUAUGAGUUGACACACAAUAAUAAGACAGUAUCACUGAAGACAAUAAAUGCAGUCCAGCAAAUGACUUUGUACCCAGAGCUGAUUGCCAGUGUCCUAUAUCAAGCAUCUGGUAGUGAAGAAGUUAUUGAGCCAGUGUAUUUCUACAUUGGUAUAGUUUUUGGACUGCAGGGAAUUUAUGUGACUGCAUUGUUUGUAACCAGUUGGGUUAUGAGUGGGACUUGGCUGGCAGGAAUGCUGACUGUAGCAUGGUUCAUUAUUAACAGGACAGAUACAACAAGAAUUGAUUACUCCAUACCAUCAAGAGAAAACUGGGCUUUGCCAUAUUUUGCAUGUCAAGUAGCAGCCCUCACAGGCUAUUUAAAAAAAAACCUAAAUUGUUCUGCUGAGAAGUUUUGUUACCUUUUGGUGAGUGCUUCAACGUAUACCUUCAUGAUGAUGUGGGAAUACAGUCAUUAUCUCCUGUUUGUCCAGGCUGUUUCUCUUUUUCUGCUGGACAGCUUUGCCCUGGCACAGACAGAGAAGGUGCAUGAAGUAUACAAAAUAUACUUGUUUUCUCUCUUCGUGGGGUACCUUUUGCAGUUUGAAAAUUCAGCCUUACUAGUGUCACCAUUACUGAGCCUUGUAGCAGCUUUAAUGCUUUCCAGAUGCCUUCAGAUUAAUAUGAAAAAAGACACAUUUAUGUCAAGAUUGCUGAAAAUAAUGUACAUUUAUUUGGUACUUACAAUAACGGUGACACUAAACUUCUUACUGAAGAUGUUUGUUCCUCAUAAAGAAAAUGAACAUUUGUUGAAGUUCAUUGAAGUAAAACUUGGCUUAAACACAACUAAGAAUUUUACAAUGAAUUGGCUCCUUUGUCAAGAAUCUCUUCAGGCACCCUCCCAAGACUUUUUUUUGCGCCUAACACAGUCAUCACUGUUGCCUUUCUAUAUUUUAGUAUUAAUUAUCUGCCUUUUUUCUGUAACUCAGGUCGUUUUUAGGAGGAUUUGUGGUGAACCACUGAAAGAGACAGUUAAACUUGAGGAUGGUCGAAUUGGAGAGAGGCCAGAAAUAGUUUAUCAUGUAAUUCACACAAUUUUACUUGGUUGUCUAGCCAUGUGUUUGGAAGGAAUGAAAUAUCUAUGGACACCUUAUGUGUGCAUGCUUGCUGCAUUUGGUGUGUGCUCUCCUGAACUUUGGAUGACACUUUUCAAGUGGCUUCGACUAAAAGCUGUGCACCCAAUAUUGCUGGCUCUUAUUCUCAGUAUGGCUGUUCCCACAAUAAUUGGAUUCAGCUUGUGGAAAGAGUUUUUCCCUAGGAUAAUGGCAGAGCUUUCAGAACUACAAGAAUUCUAUGAUCCUGAUACAGUAGAACUCAUGACAUGGAUAAAGAGGCAGGCUCCUGUGGCUGCUGUGUUUGCAGGCAGCCCACAGCUCAUGGGUGUAAUUAGACUUUGCACCGGAUGGAUGGUGUCGAGCUUGCCUUUAUAUAAUGAUGAUGAUCUACUAAAAAGAAAUGAAAAUAUUUAUCAGAUCUAUUCAAAGAGGUCAGCAGAGGAUAUUUAUAAGAUACUCACAUCUUACAAAGCCAAUUUCCUGAUUAUUGAAGAUUCAAUUUGCAAUGAAGUGGGACCUGUAAAAGGAUGUAGAGUUAAAGAUCUGUUGGAUAUUGCUAAUGGUCAUGUGGUUUGUGAGGAAGGUGACAGUUACGCCUACUCAAAAUAUGGACGAUUCUGUCAUGAAAUCAAGAUGAACUAUUCUCCAUAUGUGAAUUAUUUUACUCGGGUGUACUGGAAUAGAUCCUACUUCGUAUAUAGAAUCAACACUGUGAUAUCCUUCCAGUCAUGAAAAAGCGUGGGAACUUCUUUUGGAGGAUUGAUUGUGAAUGAAAUUCAGUUGCAAAAUUUCCUUUUUAUUAAGGAAGUUUUUUUUAUGCAGAUACAUGUGCACACGUGCAGUGUAUUGACAACAUUAUUUUAACAAACUGGAAUUCUUUGAACUACAGAUCAACAUACACAGAUACUAUCCUUGAAGGAAACAGGAAAAUACGUCAGCUUUACAGCCUUUACAAAGUAUGACAGUCUUCCACGUUUUUGCAUCUUUUUUCCCAUUAUAAAUCAUCUUAAUCUUCAUGUAAAUGAGAUUUCUAACGCUAGUGUUAGAGAGCUGAUGUGGGUAGACUUCAGUAAAUGCACAAAAAUUAUUUAAGGAGCUCGUUUAAGUCAUAGAGCUUUUCUUUUCUGGCAAGAAAGCAAUUGGUAUCCUGCCUCUUUUCAAGUAAGUGUUUGGGGGGUUUUAGUGUUUUGUUGUUGUUGUUUUAAUUCUUCCUGUCUUCCGCUGUAAACAUUUCUGUGUUUAUCAAACACAUUCAUACAUCCUAUGUGUAGCUAUAGUGUUUACAUAAAUCAAUUAGGAAGAUUUUAUUUAAAUGCUUACCUAGAUUAAAGCACUGAUCUUUAUGUUGUUGGAGACAUGGUGAUGGAAGUGCUUAGACCCAGCAGAAGGAGUUGACAAAGCCAGAUCUUCAGUUUGGAAAGAACUUGUCUUCAGGAUUUUUUCCAUGCUUAUAUAUGUAUGUGUGUCUGCAUAUGUGUGUCUCAGCAGCCAUCAGAACAGGCCAGUAUACACCAGAAUGCAAUACUUGGCUUUAGACAAGUGUAGCAGGACAACAAGGUUUGCUAUUGAGACUUUCUGCACUUUUGUUUCACCCUCUGUGUGUGUGCUGCUGUGUGUGUGUGGGGGGGAGGGAUAAGUCAUAGUCAUGUAAUUCAUCUUAUAGUUAUAUUAAGACAGUGCCAUAACUAAAACACUAUAAUCACCACCAUUAAUAAAUAAUGAUACAUCUGUUCACAGCUAUUUUUAUACCAGCUGUGCAACUACACUGAAAUCCUUGAAAAUUUAGCAAAGUGCCCUGCAAUCUUGCUACCUUCUAAAAUUUGUCUUCCUUAUAUGGCUCCUUUUGCCUCUACACCUGUAUUUCUUAGCAGUUUAUCUGUUCAUCCUGCUUGUUGCUGGCUGGUUUACUUUCAAGAGAGUGAAUGAUGAUUUAAUUCCAACUCGGGGCUUAAUCCUGGUGUUGUGAAUGGAAAAGCCAAUAAAAGGUAACGGUUACAGAUAGACAAAAAGCCAGGACUUAAGUUGUGGAAGUUAUUUACCCAUCAGGAGUUACCUGUAGUUAUGGAUUCCAGAGACCAGUCUAUCAGACAUGUGGGACUGAUUCUUUGGAGCCCAGAUAUCCUUCUUUUAUGAAGGAUCUGGUGUAAUGGGAUGAACCUUUAACUGAAAAAUCUACAAAGCAUUCUACAAAUAAAAGCUGCAAAAUCGUCCUUACCACACAUGCUGAUAAAAUCCAAAAUCAGAGAUUUUAACUCCAAGAUUAGGAACUGCAGCACAUUGGUGUAUAUGCACAAUUCCUAUCUGCUCUAUGCAGAUACAUUUGCUUACUUUAUACUAUUAUGUAGGGCUGAGAUUUUUUUAAAACCUGUUAUCACUGUUGGAGCGAUUUAAAAGAAAAAAAGCUUUAUUGCUGUAUAAGUCAACAUGUCUGUAAUUUGUUUUAUACUUUCAGUUAUAUUUUUAGGCCUAUGAGUCUUGAUAAAUUUCUAAAUUAUGUAUUUUAUUUGAAAGCAGUGCUCAGAUAAAUCCAUUUAUACUAGGUGUGAUUGAGAGAAACAUUUAUCACCAUAACUGAGUUACAAAUUAAAAGUAAGUGUCCUUUUGGGGGAUACAGUCAUUAUGUUGUGGGUAGUAUGUGUGUUUCUGGCCAAAUGCAGUCUCCAUUUAUUUGCUUAUGCACAAGUGCAUAUACUUUACUACACUGGACUGUUCCAGACUUUUCAAUUACCAUAUAACAGCAGAAGUUAGUGUAGUAACUUGAGAUAUGACAGGCCUGCAGAAACCUUCUCUGUACGUGCUAGAAUGGAUGUAGUUGUAAUAUUUGGAAGUAAGCUUGAAGUUCCCUAUUCAAUUUAAGUUUGUUUUAAUCAUGAAUUACAUGUCUUUGUGUCAGUCAUUUACUCACCUGAAGUUAAUCACUGAUGCUUACCAUUUCAGAACAGCAAUAAAGCAUUCCAGGGAGUGAACUUCAGGGUUACAACUGCACUUGGGUGGGUGAUGUCGCACAGCUUGUGGCUUCAUGCCUUAGCCUGCCACACCAAGAUGCAAUAUUUGGCUGUCCCUGAUUGCCUGUUGUGACACACCACAACACUGUGUGUGUGUUACCACACAGAACGUAGUCUGAGUUCUUACAUGUAGAGUGUUGAAGGGAAAUCCAAACGAGGCCAUCCAUACAACUGAAGAAAACUUACCUUGUAGCAGGUUGGCCUUUACAAGUGUGUAAAUGAACGUGUUGGACUUUAUUUGAACUGUGACAUAGUUAGUGUUAGUCUUGUCAUAGUUUUUAAGAUGUAUUCUUGAUACUUCAAUUGAUUCUGCUGUAGGAGAAUCACUUAAAAUUUUUACCUUGCUUUUUAUAUUAGAAAAAAUUGUAUUGCAGCACCACUGGCACAGCAGCCUUAAGUAAUAGAAGGAGCCUUUUAUGUGGGAGAAGCGUUGCCAUUCUUCCAGUAAAAAGGCAUAAUUUUUUUAAACGAGUGACUGGAAGAAUCAUAUCUUACAAAGGAAAUUUCAAGCUUGAAUUUCUUAUCCAGUUGUGGAUAAACAAAAAUAUUAUUGUCUAUUCAAAUACCCACCUUCUGUGAAAAAGAAGCUAAGUUUAUGAUGCCCCUGAGAAGGACAGCAAUAGGGCAUACUCACAUCAGACUUGUAGACACAACUCUAGGGUGGUUUUCAGCCAGGUCACAGGUUUAACUCCAAGCACUGGGGGAACAGUUUGCAAAUUUUAAUGUGUUUUGCUGUAGAUGUUGCAAUUCAGUUGAAACAUGUGCCUUGCAAGCUUUUAUUAAACAAACAAAAAACUGAGUUUGUGUUUCUUCUUGUGAAAAUUUGGUUUGUCAAAUUCCUGUCCUUCUAAUUUCUAGAACUUCCAUUUUGUCUUAACACCCCAGCCUCCCAGGAUGCUGUGUGGGGCAGGUGGGAUGUGUGCCAGCCAUCUAACAGCUGCUCACUGGGAAGAAAGAGAAUUUGCAUAGGCAUUUCAGUUGCUAUUUGCUAGCUUAUUUCCUCCUUCACAUUUCCCAUUUCUGAUAUGCUUCAUCUUAGUAACUGCAAAAAAAUUAUCUUGAAAGUAUAAAUGGUGUGUGGUAUUUUCCAGCACUUACUUGUUAGCGUUAGACUUGUGGAUUAAAGUUUAUGUCCACAGCUAAACUGACAUGUACAGUUUCAUCUUAAUCUUGAAAAAAAUCCUCUUUCUGAGUUAUCACAUACUGGAAUUCACUUUGAUUUUCUAGGAGACCUUUGAGACUAAUUAAGCAAAGGCAUUUCAGAACAUCAGGUUUUAUUCACAGCAAAAUACUUGUUCAAUUCCUUUCCAUGUAAUAGAAAUACAAUACAGCACAGUAUAAUACAAUUUUAAAUACUAUUUCCAUUGUGGGGGCAAGGAGGAGAUACCCGAACUGGAGGGCCAAAAGGUUUAAGAGGCAUUGAAGAUUCUGAAGAUUUGCUCUGUUGGCAUUACUGUUUACUGAAAAGUAGGAGCUUCAGGACUAAACCUUGUUGUUACCACCUUAUUUUAACUAAGUCAUCUGCAGAUGUCCAAAUCUUGUGACCCUUCAUCAGAUUUCCCAUGCAAUUCCCAUGUGAAGAGAAGCUGGGAGAUAAAGUGGUAAGGACUGUAGGCUGCCUUUGAAGCACUUCUUCUGUUGUUAACUGUGUAUAACCUGUCUUUUAACCAAAAAUCUAAGAAGAAGAAGUGUAGGCUGUUUGUGUGUGUGUGUGUGUGUGUGUGUGUGUGUGUCAUUUUUGCAUUUAGAGAUGUCUGUUCUGUGAUUUGGAGAUGUAGUAAAUUCUGUUAUCACUAAUAGUGGUUGAAUCUAUACAUCUCCUAAAAAUUGACAGUCAGGUGGUGGACUUUAGAGUGCUGUGGUAUUAGAGAUGAAAGAAAAGCUGAGUGUAUUCCAGCAUAAGCAAUAUUGAAUGUGAAAUAAUACCUCAACAUAAACCAGUAUAACCAUGCCUUUAGUACACUCUUUAAAACUAAACUUGGGGGGGGUGAAGUGAAAAGCAAAACAUGCAGAGUGGUUUAUUUUAGUAAUCAUGUCUACGUCUUCAAUACAGCUAAAAGAAAAUAUCAGCUACUGCACUCUUACUACACCAAAUGCAGAGCUAGUGAUGCCUAAAGGUGUUUCUGAAUUGUUUGGUACCUCAACCAGAUGGCUAAAUGUGUAAUUAAUCUGGCAAAGUUUUCCACUUCCAUGCAGUUAAAUGUAUGUCAUUCUGCUUUUUAAGUGAUGUUUAAGGUUACUUAUUUAUUUGAUGGAAAAGAAGUGGGUGUUUAAUGCCUCUCAAGGUUUCAAAUUUUGUUACUUCUGUAAUGCAGAAGAAUUGUUGGUGGUGCUUUACUUGUUAACAGUGACAUUUAGCAGUACUGUGUAUGGCGUAUGGGCAUAUCUAUGUGCAGGUAUUUAAUAACAAAUCUAAGGAAUCUGAUUCCUUUUAUCCUGUUUAUUGUCUUGGACAGAUUUUUUUUAUCAAAACAAUGUAUACAUAGUAAA